ACAUAUGGAUAACAUAAAUAAAGAAGGUUAUGCAUUCGAUAUUGAACAAAAGACUCUGACUUUGUUUGACUUUGGGGGCCAGUCUGCAUACUACGCCUGUCAUCAGAUUUAUCUGACCAGGAGAGCUUUCUAUGUUGUGGUGGUGGACGCCUCUAAACGUCUUGACCAGAAGGUGGAUAAGAAAGUGUGUGAUCAAGAUGGAAGCGUCUUCUCUGGAUGGACCUAUGGGGAUUACUUUGUUUUCUGGAUUAAGUCUUUACAUACCUACUGCAGUUAUGACAAUGAACAAGAUCCACAGCCCACAGUUCUGAUAGUAGCAACCCAUUGGGACAAAAGAAUCGGACAGUUCCAUGAUAAAAUUAAAUUGAUGGAAAACCUUCGCUGUCAGAUUCCAAUGUCAUCUUACUUAUCGCAGUACAUCAGAAAAGAAAACAUUUUCUGUGCAGAUUUUGAUUUACCUAACCACGAUCUAGAAUCUUGCAUUUUCGACAUAGCUUCCCAUCAACGAUGGAACGAGAACAUUCCAAAAGAAUGGUCUUUUUUUGGAUUAGAAAUCAAUCAGGAAAAAAUGUUAAAACGAAUCAUGAAUAUCUCGGAAAUAACAACAGUUUCAGAGAUUACUGAUAGAGGAAAGAGAGCUUCCAAUAAAGUUGAAAAUGAAAAACUAGAUAUGCUGAGAUAUUACCAUGAUGCUGGAAAAGCAUUAUAUUUCAAUGAACACGGGUUGAACGAUAAAGUAAUAAUUGAUGUGCAAUGGUUUAUUGACGCCUUCAAACAUAUCAUCACAGACGAGCUACAUUUCAAAGGAAUUCCCGUUAACCAAAGGGACUGGAAUGAAUAUUACAAAACGGGAAAUCUGAAAGUCCGACUUCUUAAAGAGAUAUGGAAACACAAAGACGAAGAGUUGUCCAAAAAGCUGAAGGAAGAAGGCGAUGGCAACGACGUCCAAUCAUAUGUGAAAGAUGCCCGUUUUCUACAGUGUCAUAAGGAAUCACUUCUUAAUUUUAUGCAAAGACUUGGUUUGCUUGUUGUUGGUACAGAAUCUCACUAUGUCCCUUGUAUGAAUCGUAAAGAAAUAGAAAAAGAACUUCUAGAUCUCAUAAAACAAUCAGAGAGGAAAUCAUCUGUUCUCGUUUAUCAGUUUGAUUUUCUGCCAUUUUUCUUGUUUUUUCGCCUUGUUGUUGCUUGUAUGCAAGAGGGUGGUUGGAAAAUCCUACAGAAUCGAGGGACAUCUUGCCUGUACAAAAAUGCUGCUUUGUUUUCAUAUAUGGAAUACAACAUUGUUUUAUCCGUUACAGAAGAAUCUGUACAACUUCAGGUAUUUUGUCUCAUACAGGGACAUUCUUUGGAAACAGAAAAAACAUACAUGAUUCAAGGAAGAAUAGAAGAGCUGUUAAAUGAUUUAGCACAAACAUUUCACAGAAAAAUACAGUUUGCAAGAGGCUUUAGAUGUCGAAUGGACGACGAAGAAAUAAUUGCUAUGAAUAUAAAGGAGCAUUUCUUACCUGAAAAAGAUAUCCCAAAUAGAGACCUCACAUUAAUGUGUCCUUUGCAUUCAAUUGAUGAUCGGCAUAUCAUUGAUGCCGCUGAACUUACUAGAUAUUGGAAAUUGUAGAGAGAAAAAAAUGUGUUUGUGAAAUACUAUGCGCCCGGCUGCACAAAGUUCGAAAAAAGCUCUUAUUAGCACAAAGGUCAGUGUCGAGGUCACAAGAUCAAUGACCUAGGUGUCAUUUAAAAUAACUUGGUGAGUGAAGAACGUAAUCAUACCAAAUAUGAAGUCUAUCUUUAUUAGUUAAAGACGUUAUGGUGAAAGUUAAAGUUUGCAGAGAGAACAAAUAUUUUUAGCAUAUAAGUCACAGUCAAGGUCACAAAGUCCUUGACUUUGAUGUCAUUUGAAAGAGCUUCAUUAGUUGGAUAUACAUUCCAAAUAUUAAGUCUCUAACAUUCAUGGUUCAAAAUUAUGUUGAAGGUUAAUGUUUGCAGACAAACAGACAGCUAUAUAGCUAGACAGACAGAAAGAUAGAUAGACAAACCGCCAGGACAAAAACAACAUUCUCCACGGAUCUAUCUAUCCGGGCGCAUAAAAAGGCAUCCACGAACUGUCAAUAAUUGAGAGAAUUGCAAAAGUAACAAUAUUUCAAAACGCUCGAAAAUUAUACAUUUUUUAUACAGGUUUCAGAAUUUCAAUUUUUUUUCUUCAUUUUGUCACUCAAUGGAAACUGGAAACAUGCUUAGAGUAUUCAUCUUUAUAUAUAUUGGCGUCUGGGAUUCAUUGUACAUUGCUUUUGGUAUAUCUUUAGCAAACAAAUUCUUCAUUACUUUUCACUAAGAAUAUGUACAGUAGCUGUGGUUUGUAAUUUUUAACUCU
Messenger RNA from Saccostrea cuccullata (small rock oyster), 2368 nucleotides. RefSeq lists its product as uncharacterized. NCBI's taxonomy places the organism in Eukaryota, Metazoa, Mollusca, Bivalvia, Ostreida, Ostreidae. Bases 5 to 1615 code for a protein of 536 amino acids. The transcript has 3 exons. The record is from RefSeq and is a predicted model, not a curated record.